GUUUGAAAGGCGAUCGGGUUGCUUCCAUGAGACGACAACGACUUACAUCGACAAGUUUCCAUUUACCUCGACUGGCAACUCCAAACUCAAGACUGCUAUAUAGGUGCUCACCAUCACCACCACAUCAAAGUCACUAUCGCUGCUUGAUCAUCGGACGGCACAAGCUGACGUGAAUUCCGCGGCCUCAAGACACAGCUGUGUAUCAUACUCAAAACAGCUGGCGACCAUGUUCAUCAUCAACUGGUUCUGGGACGUACUUGCCCAGCUAGGUCUGGCUCACAAGAAUGCCAAGAUCUUGUUUUUGGGUCUGGACAAUGCAGGAAAGACGACGCUGUUGCACAUGCUGAAAAACGACCGUCUCGCCACGCUCCAACCUACUUUGCAUCCAACCUCCGAAGAGCUUGCCAUCGGAGCUGUCAAAUUCACCACCUACGAUCUGGGAGGUCACACUCAAGCGAGACGUCUUUGGAGAGACUACUUUCCCGAAGUAGAUGGAAUCGUCUUUCUGGUCGACUCUCAGGAUCACGAGCGAUUUGGAGAGGCGCGCGCUGAGCUGGAUCAGCUUUUGAGCAUCGAGGAGCUCAACAGGGUUCCUUUCCUCAUCUUUGGAAACAAGAUCGAUGCCGAGGGCGCUGUUUCCGAGGAGGAGUUGAGAGCUGCUGUUGGCCUGUACCAAACGACUGGCAAGGGCAAGGUCCCUCUUAAGGACAUUCGACCUAUUGAGAUGUUCAUGUGCUCAGUCGUCAUGCGCCAGGGCUACGGCGAGGGCUUCCGUUGGCUCUCGCAGUACAUCUAAAGCGCCCAUUACGAGCGAACAGACAGAGCGAUAGCUUUGCGCGAUCGCUGAUCCCAAACAAGAAAAUGACUCUACAACACACGGAGCGAUUCCGCAAUGGCUGUACAUCAUUUCCGCUGCCGUGUGGCCGGGUCAAUCGAUAACUUGCUCUCGA
Ceraceosorus guamensis is the source of this 950-nucleotide messenger RNA. RefSeq names its product putative GTP-binding protein SAR1. Gene Ontology annotation, molecular function: GTPase activity; GTP binding. The transcript has 6 exons. Gene Ontology annotation, biological process: vesicle organization; endoplasmic reticulum to Golgi vesicle-mediated transport; membrane organization. Gene Ontology annotation, cellular component: COPII vesicle coat; endoplasmic reticulum exit site. Lineage: Eukaryota; Fungi; Basidiomycota; Exobasidiomycetes; Ceraceosorales; Ceraceosoraceae. The record is from RefSeq and is a predicted model, not a curated record. Bases 227 to 796 code for a protein of 189 amino acids.